Priapulus caudatus is the source of this 2694-nucleotide messenger RNA. Its product is annotated as serine/arginine repetitive matrix protein 2-like. Lineage: Eukaryota; Metazoa; Priapulida; Priapulimorpha; Priapulimorphida; Priapulidae. Bases 127 to 2694 code for a protein of 855 amino acids. Gene Ontology annotation, molecular function: protein binding. The transcript has 8 exons. The record is from RefSeq and is a predicted model, not a curated record.
UGCAGGGAUGAUGUGCCGGAGAACCAGUGUGCUGCUUCCCUCUACAAGGAGCAGGUGAAGCUGUGGGCGCUGCACUGCGUGUCGACUGGCGUGCGUGAGUUCAAGGCGGGCAGGGCCGAGGAGGCGAUGGCACAUCUCGACAAGGCACUGUCGUUCGACGCAGAAAACAUCGACGCUCUCGUCGCUCGUGGUGCCCUGAACGCCAACCAGGGAGGCCUGCAGAAAGCCUACGAGGACUUUGAACACGCGCUGCGGCUGAAUCCGGAGCACCGCAACGCGCGCAGCUACCUCGUCGAGACGGCCUGCGCCGCGGGACAGAGUUGCCUGGAAGACAUGGACAAGGGCGGUGCGGUGAAAUACUUCACGCGGGCGGUGGAGCUCGAUCCAGCAUGCGAGGCAGCAAAGCAGGGACUCGCUGACCUGUGGGAUUACAUCAGGACUCAGCAGCAGCAACUUUCUGCACAGGGCAGGGAUGCGGCAGAACGAGGCGGCGGCCGGGAUAGGGGGCGCCAUCGCGGCGGCGCCGAGCGGUCGAGCACGGAGAAGUCGAAGCAGAUGCUGCUGGAUCUGUUACACGGGGACAGGGGCGGUAAAGCUAAACACAGGACGUCGGAACGGCCGCGCAAAUCACGCCCGCCGCGCGACGCCCACCACGACAGAGCCCGACGCCACAAGGGGGCGCUGUCAGACCGCAGCAGCAGCAGCAGCAGCAGCUCUAGUUCCGGCUCGUCGUCCAGCAGCGGCACCAGUCCCGCGGACACCAGGGGGCGUCGGUCGCCGUCGUCAUCGUCCUCGUCCAGCGGCUCCAUUAGGGGGCGCCGUAAACGGUGGCAAGCGAGGCGGGUUGCCAGCGGGUUGCGGUCCCCGUCACCCGAUCGCCGUCGCAGCAGCGUGAGCCGGCACGAUAAGGAAGGUCGGGUCAAGGUCAGGGCGAGGUCGGACGGGCACAAGGGAUCGCCACCAGAGGUCAGGGCGUCGCAGCAGCACGAGUCCUUGUCACCCAGUGGCAGGGGCGGGCCAAGGGAGCACCAGCGCCAAAGGUUGAGUGACGGCAGGGACGGUCGCGCGGCACAUCGUCACAACGACGAAGACGGUCACGCGGCUCGUCGCCACGACGACGAGGACGGUCGCGCGGCUCGUCGCCACGACGACGAGGACGGUCGCGCGCCGCAUCGCCACGAUGACGAGGACGGUCGCGUGCCGGUGGAGUCGCCCUUGUUUGAUACGGGGCACCGGUCUCCGCCCGACAAACCCGCGGGGAAGGAGGGCGGGGGCGUGACUGUGGUGGUGGAGACGAAGCCGGCGCCACCUGGCGAGACGAAGCCGGCACCGCUUAGCAAGUGGCGCGCGAUAGGCGAUGUCAAAGUCGGCACCACCUACACCGACAAGCAGACGAACAUGAUCCCGAUCACGCGUCCGAAGGUUCUCCCGGCGGCGGCGGCGGCAACGUCCUACGGCAACAUCCAGGAGAGGCUGCAAGGCUUCGCCGCCGCGGCGCGUUCCUCCGUUGCCGCCGCCGACGACGGCGACGGCGGCCGCAGCUUCCUGCAGAAGGAGCGAGCAUAUGGGGGCGAGGACGCAGCGCGGGGACACCCGGAGGAGGUGGAGCGCAGGAUGGGGAAGCUGGUUGCGCUGCCGCGGGCACUCGUCCUGCGGAACGAAGCCGCCGCCGCGCAGGAGACGGAGAGAAGGGCGCGCAAGGAGGUCGCCGUGGCGACGGCAACUCGCGGCGACCUCGACAAGCUGCGCAUCACUGAAGCGACGGAUAGGCGGCCGGGAUGGCGGGAGCUGAGAGAGGUCGUGAAGACGGUGCAUCGCAGCGGCAAUGACGAGAGGGAGGAGAAGGAUGAGGAGGGAGGGUGGCACAGCGUAAAGGAGUCUGCGGGAGACGGCUACGUCCAUGAGGUGGACGCCGCCAGGGUGCGCCGGCGAGGGACGCGCAACGGUCCGUCGUCAUCGGAGGAGGAGGCGGAGGAGAGGUCGCGGAGCGAGGCGAUGCGUCACGGUGGUCACGGUGGUCACGGUGGGGAGACGCGGAGGCGGGAGGACGGGAAGCGUGGUGUGAAGGAGGAGCGACGCGGUCGCCACGGCAACGAUGAGGCGCGGUCCCCCGACGCGCAGCGCGGUCGUCGUGGCAACGCGAUGAGGCACGGAGCCAACAUCAGCUCGGAUCAGCGCGGCGGAGGCAGGAGGUGGAAGAGUGAUAGUGUUGGCAGUAGAAGUAGUAGCGACUACAGCAGCAGCGACCGCAGUCUCAGUAGAAGCAGGAGUUACGAAAAGAGAGGACAUAAGCAGUCGAGUGAGACAAAAAAUAAGAACUUUCCGAGCAAGGUUUCCGAGACCGGUGCGAAAAGAGGGCACGAUAGAGGUAGGAGUGCGGACAGUAGUAAGAACAGCAGCAGUAGGGGAAAAAAGGGCAGGAAGUAUAGCAGAAGUAGGAGUAACGACAGUAGGGAGCACAGCAGAAGUAGAAGCAAAGACACUAGAAAACGCAGCAGAAGUAGAAACAAAGAAGCCAGAAAACCUUGCGGGACUGUGACCAAAAACACUAGACAACGCAGCAGAAGUAGGAGCAAAGACACCAGAAAACCUAGCGGGAGUAUAACCAAAAACGCUAGACAACGCAGCAGAAGCAGGAGCAAAGACACCGGAAAACCUAGCGGGAGUAUAACCAAAAACAACCAAAAACGCUAG